UUCCUCUGCUUGCCCCUGAGUGUGCUGCUGGAAGUGGAGCCGGGGAGCAUGAACGUGCAGUCCCGUCGCUGCGGCGGCCGGCCCGGCUCCUCGCCUCCCCCUCUGCUGGUCGCCCCUCGCCGGUGAGAGGAGAGAACGCGAGAAGGGAAGAUGGGGGCCGUCCUGAGGAGCCUCCUGGCCUGCAGCUUCUGUGUGCUCUUGAGAGCUGCGCCUUUGUUGCUUUAUGCAAACAGGCGGGACUUGCGGUUGGUUGAUGCCACAAAUGGCAGAGAGAAUGCUACAAUUGUAGUUGGAGGCUUGGAGGACGCAGCUGCAGUGGACUUUGUGUUUGGUCACGGCUUGAUAUACUGGAGUGAUGUCAGUGAAGAAGCCAUUAAACGAACAGAGUUUAACAAAACUGAGAGUGUGCAGAAUGUCGUCGUUUCCGGAUUGUUGUCCCCUGAUGGGCUGGCAUGUGAUUGGCUCGGAGAAAAAUUAUACUGGACAGACUCUGAAACUAAUCGGAUUGAAGUUUCUAAUUUAGACGGAUCUUUACGAAAAGUUUUGUUUUGGCAAGAGUUGGAUCAGCCCAGAGCUAUUGCCUUAGAUCCUUCAAGUGGGUUCAUGUACUGGACAGACUGGGGAGAGGUGCCAAAGAUAGAACGUGCUGGAAUGGAUGGUUCAAAUCGCUUUGUUAUAGUAAACACUGAAAUUUACUGGCCAAAUGGAUUGACUUUGGAUUAUGAAGAACGAAAACUUUAUUGGGCAGAUGCAAAGCUUAAUUUCAUCCACAAAUCAAAUCUGGAUGGAACAAAUCGGCAGGCAGUAGUUAAAGGUUCUCUUCCACAUCCUUUUGCCUUGACGUUAUUUGAGGACACAUUGUACUGGACUGACUGGAAUACACACUCCAUCUUGGCUUGCAACAAGCACACUGGCGAGGGUCUGCGUGAGAUCCAUUCUAACAUCUUCUCUCCCAUGGAUAUACACGCCUUCAGCCAAAAGCGACAGCCAAAUGCUACUAACCCAUGUGGCAUUGAUAAUGGUGGUUGUUCCCAUUUGUGUUUGAUGUCUCCAGUCAAGCCUUUCUAUCAGUGUGCUUGUCCAACUGGGGUCAAACUCCUGGAGAAUGGAAAAACCUGCAAAGAUGGUGCCACUGAAUUGCUACUUUUAGCCCGAAGGACAGACUUGAGGCGCAUUUCCUUAGAUACACCAGAUUUUACAGACAUUGUCCUCCAGUUAGAAGAUAUCCGCCAUGCCAUUGCCAUAGAUUAUGAUCCUGUGGAAGGCUAUAUCUACUGGACUGAUGAUGAAGUGAAGGCCAUACGCCGCUCUUUCAUCGAUGGAUCUGGUAGUCAAUUCGUGGUCACUGCUCAAAUAACUCAUCCUGAUGGCAUUGCUGUUGACUGGGUUGCAAGAAAUCUUUAUUGGACAGACACUGGCACUGAUCGGAUAGAAGUGACAAGGCUAAAUGGAACCAUGAGGAAGAUCUUGAUUUCAGAGGACUUAGAGGAACCCCGGGCUAUUGUGUUAGAUCCUGUGGUUGGGUACAUGUAUUGGACUGACUGGGGAGAAAUACCAAAAAUUGAGCGAGCAGCUCUGGAUGGUUCAGACCGAGUAGUAUUGGUUAACACUUCUCUUGGUUGGCCAAAUGGUUUAGCCUUGGAUUAUGAUGAAGGCAAAAUAUACUGGGGAGAUGCCAAAACAGACAAAAUUGAGGUUAUGAAUACUGAUGGCACUGGGAGACGAGUGCUGGUAGAAGACAAGAUCCCGCACAUAUUUGGGUUUACUUUGUUGGGGGACUAUGUUUACUGGACUGACUGGCAGCGGCGUAGCAUCGAGAGAGUCCACAAGCGAAGUGCGGAGAGGGAAAUCAUCAUAGAUCAGCUGCCUGACCUCAUGGGCCUGAAGGCCACCAAUGUCCAUCGAAUCAUUGGAACCAACCCUUGUGCUGAGGAGAACGGGGGAUGUAGCCAUCUUUGCCUCUAUAGACCUCAGGGCCUUCGCUGUGCCUGCCCUAUUGGCUUCGAGCUCAUCAGUGACAUGAAGACCUGCAUUGUCCCAGAGGCUUUUCUUCUGUUUUCACGCAGAGCAGAUAUCAGACGAAUUUCUUUGGAAACAAACAAUAAUAAUGUGGCCAUUCCACUCACUGGGGUCAAAGAAGCCUCUGCUUUAGAUUUUGACGUGACAGACAAUCGAAUUUACUGGACUGAUAUAUCGCUCAAGACCAUCAGCAGAGCCUUUAUGAAUGGCAGUGCCUUGGAACACGUAGUGGAAUUUGGCUUAGACUAUCCAGAAGGCAUGGCUGUGGACUGGCUAGGGAAGAACUUGUACUGGGCAGACACUGGAACAAAUCGAAUCGAGGUGUCAAAGUUGGAUGGGCAGCAUCGACAAGUUUUGGUGUGGAAAGACCUGGAUAGCCCCAGAGCUCUAGCACUGGACCCUGCUGAAGGGUUCAUGUAUUGGACUGAAUGGGGUGGAAAACCUAAGAUAGACAGAGCUGCUAUGGAUGGAAGUGAACGCACUACAUUAGUUCCAAACGUGGGGCGUGCAAAUGGCCUAACUAUUGACUAUGCCAAAAGGAGGCUGUACUGGACAGACCUGGAUACCAACUUAAUUGAAUCUUCAAAUAUGCUUGGACUCAACCGUGAAGUUAUAGCAGAUGACUUGCCUCAUCCUUUUGGCUUAACUCAAUACCAAGAUUAUAUCUACUGGACGGACUGGAGCCGACGCAGCAUCGAGCGUGCCAACAAAACCAGUGGCCAAAACCGCACCAUUAUUCAGGGCCAUUUGGAUUAUGUGAUGGACAUCCUCGUUUUUCACUCCUCGCGGCAGGCCGGCUGGAAUGAGUGUGCUUCCAGCAAUGGGCACUGUUCCCAUCUCUGCUUGGCUGUGCCGGUUGGAGGUUUUGUUUGUGGAUGCCCUGCCCACUACUCUCUUAACGCUGACAACAGGACUUGUAGUGCUCCGACCACCUUCCUGCUCUUCAGUCAGAAGAGCGCCAUCAACCGCAUGGUGAUCGAUGAGCAGCAAAGCCCUGACAUCAUCCUGCCCAUCCACAGCCUUCGGAACGUGCGGGCCAUCGACUACGACCCCCUGGACAAGCAGCUCUACUGGAUCGACUCCCGCCAAAACGUGAUCCGAAAGGCACAGGAGGAUGGCAGCCAGGGCUUCACAGUGGUUGUGAGCUCAGUUCCAAAUCAGAACCUAGAAAUACAACCCUAUGAUCUCAGCAUUGAUAUUUACAGCCGCUACAUCUACUGGACUUGUGAGGCUACCAAUGUCAUUAAUGUGACAAGAUUGGAUGGAAGAUCCAUUGGAGUGGUGCUGAAAGGCGAGCAAGACAGACCUCGAGCCAUUGUGGUAAACCCAGAAAAAGGGUAUAUGUAUUUUACCAAUCUUCAGGAAAGGUCUCCAAAAAUUGAACGGGCUGCUUUGGACGGAACAGAACGGGAGGUUCUCUUCUUCAGUGGCUUAAGUAAGCCAAUUGCUCUAGCCCUGGAUAGCAGGUUGGGCAAGCUCUUUUGGGCUGACUCGGAUCUUCGGCGAAUUGAAAGCAGUGAUCUCUCAGGUGCCAACCGGAUAGUAUUAGAGGACUCCAAUAUCUUGCAGCCUGUGGGAUUGACUGUAUUUGAAAACUGGCUCUAUUGGAUUGAUAAACAACAACAAAUGAUUGAAAAAAUCGACAUGACCGGUCGGGAGGGAAGAACCAAAGUUCAGGCUAGAAUCGCCCAGCUCAGUGACAUUCAUGCAGUAAAGGAGCUGAACCUUCAGGAAUACCGACAGCACCCUUGUGCACAGGAUAAUGGUGGUUGUUCACAUAUUUGUCUUGUAAAAGGGGAUGGUACUACAAGAUGUUCUUGCCCUAUGCACCUGGUUCUGCUUCAGGAUGAGCUCUCGUGUGGAGAGCCCCCAACAUGUUCUCCUCAGCAGUUCACUUGUUUCACUGGGGAAAUUGACUGCAUCCCUGUGGCUUGGCGCUGUGAUGGUUUUACUGAAUGUGAAGAUCACAGUGAUGAACUCAACUGUCCCGUAUGCUCCGAGUCCCAGUUCCAGUGUGCCAGUGGGCAGUGUAUUGAUGGUGCUCUCAGAUGCAAUGGAGAUGCAAACUGCCAGGAUAAAUCCGACGAGAAGAACUGUGAAGUGCUUUGUUUAAUCGAUCAAUUCCGUUGUACCAAUGGCCAGUGCAUUGGGAAACACAAAAAAUGUGAUCAUAAUGUGGACUGCAGUGACAAAUCAGAUGAACUGGAUUGUUAUCCAACAGAAGAGCCAGCACCACAGGCCACCAAUACAGUUGGUUCAGUUGUUGGGGUGAUUGUCACCAUUUUUGUGUCUGGAAUCAUGUACUUCGUCUGCCAGAGGAUGCUGUGUCCGCGAAUGAAGGGGGAUGGGGAAACCAUGACUAAUGACUAUGUGGUGCAUGGACCAGCUUCGGUGCCGCUUGGCUACGUGCCACACCCAAGUUCCUUGUCAGGCUCUCUUCCAGGAAUGUCUCGAGGUAAAUCAAUGAUCAGCUCCCUCAGUAUCAUGGGGGGAAGCAGUGGACCCCCCUAUGAUCGAGCACAUGUGACAGGAGCAUCAUCAAGCAGUUCUUCAAGCACCAAAGGCACUUACUUUCCUGCAAUUUUGAACCCUCCACCAUCCCCAGCCACAGAGCGAUCACAUUAUACUAUGGAAUUUGGUUAUUCUUCCAACAGUCCUUCUACUCAUAGGUCAUACAGCUACAGGCCGUACAGUUACCGGCACUUUGCACCGCCCACCACCCCCUGCAGCACAGACGUUUGCGACAGUGACUAUGCUCCUAGCCGGAGAAUGACCUCAGUGACGACAGCUAAGGGCUACACCAGUGACUUAAACUAUGACUCCGAGCCUGUGCCCCCACCCCCCACACCCCGAAGCCAGUACUUGUCGGCAGAGGAGAACUAUGAGAGCUGCCCUCCCUCCCCGUACACAGAACGGAGCUACUCCCAUCACCUGUACCCGCCGCCGCCCUCUCCCUGCACAGACUCCUCCUGAGGAGGGGCCCUCCUCCUCCGACUGCCUCCCGCGCGGACCUGUAAAUACAGUGAGGUGGAGAUCUGGGGGGGAGGGGGCUACUUGAGAAAUGUGAGGCAGACAUGUACAGUGAAAGAAAGCGGGGUAGGGACUACUGGAGAUAUUUGUACAGAAGAAAAGGAUAUUUAUAUAUUUUCUUAAAACAGCAGAUUUGCUGCUUGUGCCAUAAAAGUUUGUA
This is a messenger RNA of Ochotona curzoniae (black-lipped pika), 5209 nucleotides long. RefSeq names its product LDL receptor related protein 6 (gene LRP6). Gene Ontology annotation, biological process: Wnt signaling pathway involved in somitogenesis; canonical Wnt signaling pathway; receptor-mediated endocytosis involved in cholesterol transport. The transcript has 24 exons. Lineage: Eukaryota; Metazoa; Chordata; Mammalia; Lagomorpha; Ochotonidae. The coding region runs from base 151 to 4992 and encodes 1613 amino acids. The record is from RefSeq and is a predicted model, not a curated record. Gene Ontology annotation, molecular function: Wnt-protein binding; Wnt receptor activity.